Messenger RNA from Pollicipes pollicipes, 923 nucleotides. It is a transcript of the gene Prx2, whose product is annotated as Peroxiredoxin 2. The coding region runs from base 23 to 733 and encodes 236 amino acids. Gene Ontology annotation, cellular component: cytosol. Gene Ontology annotation, biological process: hydrogen peroxide catabolic process; cell redox homeostasis; removal of superoxide radicals. Gene Ontology annotation, molecular function: thioredoxin peroxidase activity. The transcript has 5 exons. The record is from RefSeq and is a predicted model, not a curated record. NCBI's taxonomy places the organism in Eukaryota, Metazoa, Arthropoda, Thecostraca, Pollicipedomorpha, Pollicipedidae.
UGGCCGGCCGGUGUCUUGCGUAAUGCGUGACGUCAGCGCCGCGGGCGCCGUUGGCGGUGUCGGAUGGCGCGCGCGGUCUAGUUCAGAGCGGGAAGCGGCGGAGGGCGGCUGUACGGCACGCGGUGGAAAGUGCAACAAAAUGCCGUGCCUUCAGCCCCAGCAGCCGGCGCCCUACUUCAAGUGCCAGGCGGUGGUGGACGGAGAGUUCAAGGAGAUCAGCCUGGACGACUACAAGGGAAAGUACGUGGUGCUGUUCUUUUACCCGCUCGACUUCACCUUCGUCUGCCCCACCGAGAUCAUUGCGUUCAGCGACGCGGCCAAGAAGUUCCGCGACAUCAACUGCGAGGUACUGGCCUGCUCAACGGACUCGCAGUUCUGCCACCUGGCCUGGAUCAACACGCCACGCAAGGAGGGUGGUCUGGGCUCCAUGGACAUCCCCCUACUGGCCGACAAGAGCAUGGCGAUCUCCAAAGCGUACGGCGUACUAAAAGAGGACGAGGGCGUCCCAUUCAGAGGCCUGUUCAUCAUUGAUGGUAAGAGCACGCUGCGCCAGAUGAUUGUCAACGACUUGCCGGUCGGCCGGUCGGUGGACGAGGUGAUGCGGCUGGUGCAGGCCUACCAGUUCACCGACGAGCACGGCGAGGUGUGCCCAGCCGGCUGGAAGCCCGGAGAGAGCACCAUGAAGCCCGAUCCCAAGAAGAGCAAGGCGUACUUCUCCUCAGCGAACAAAUGAGGCGCUGGGGCCUAGCGGCAUCUACCGAAACUCAGAGAACCUGUCAUUCCGCUUCGCCCACCGCCAGAUGGCAGAGGCUCCGGGCAGCGGAGAAUGCAGCACGCCCUUUCCACUCACUGUAGCCCUGUUUUGUGUUAGUGAUAUUCUGUUAUCUGGUCAUCUUGUCAUGAAUAAAUGAGCAUUUUGAAAU